AUGCAAUUUCACCAUUCCGAUCCCAUGAAAUCUGCAACAGGGUCUCCAAGUAUGCAUGAAAUAGAUGAGCAUAUCUAUAUUGGAGACUAUACAAGUGCAGAAGACUAUCAGAACCUAAAACGCAGCGGGAUCACUCAUAUAGUUGAGCUCUUCACAGUCCCUACCCCUACGGAAUUUCGAGCGGCAUUCAAUUACUGUUCGGUUCCAGUUCCUAGAGGAAAAAACUACACAAUUAUCCCAGCUAUCCAAGAAUCUUUGAAAUUUAUCCACAAAGUAGUGUGCCGUGGAGAGAAAGUGCUGGUCCAUUGUAAGUUCGGACGAAAUCGAAGUGUCUCAGUAGUCAUUAGAUUCAUUAAAAUGGCGUGGCGAACCAACUCACCCUCUUAGCACCUGUAGCUGGGAUACCAGGAUCUUAUGGAAGAGAGGAUGACCUUAGGUGAUGCAUAUCCGCCAGGUUUUACUUGUUUGGGUGGAGCGCAAAGUCGUAUUUGGUCGACCGCAGCUUAUUUCCGUUUGAAGGUUUUAACUCAUGGUGGAGAUGGGCUUGGUGUUGGAAAGGGAAAGCCCAGCUAGUUUAAGUCACCAAUCGGGCAAUUUCCUAGCGCGAUACCAGACGUUGCGUUCUGGUGACGAAUUCCAUCUUAAUAGACAGCUUGACCAGAAAAUCCAUUUUAAGAAUUUUCUGGAAGGGCAACCCAAGUCUGACGCGAGGCACGAUGACUUAGCCUACACCACUCGCAGUUCGACGCAAGCCUCAGGCGACGAGGAGUUUACACCUAAGGGUGGCAUAAGGCGGCCCAACAACGGGUCAAAAGUGGAGAAGCACUCCAUACGGAUGCUGCAGGGAGCUUUUCAAUAUAACUGCCCCCCCCCCCCUCCGUGAGCGAACAAAAAAAUUUUGUUCGCUCACGGAGGGGGGUUAAUUUUUUUUUUAAAAAAAAAUAUAUAUAUAAAUUUUAUAAAAAAUAUUUUUUUCGAAAUUUAAAAAAAUCCUAAUUUGCAAAAAUUGGGAAGCAAAUAUUAAUUUAAUUUGCAAAAUUUAUGUUUUAAAACGCAAUUUGUUUAAAAUUAAACAGAAUUAGCUCUAGAUUUCAUUAUACUAAUUAUCACUUAUAUAUCAAAAUUUUUUUCCAUUAAAAUUUUUUCUAUUAAAAAAAUUUUUGUUCACUCACGGAGGGUGGGUUUUUGGUCAAAAAAUGGCGAUUUUUCUAAUGGUUUUGUUCGCUCACGGAGGGGGGGGGGAGUAAGUUAAACUAACUAACUUAGUAGUCAUUGCCUACUACAUGGCAGCGAAAGGCUGGUCAUAUAGAGAAGCCUUAGAUGUAAUAUUAAAGAAAAGAGAGUGUGUGAAGCCAAAAAUCAUUUUAAAACAACAAAUUGAAUCAGUCCAUGAAGAAUUGGCAGGUUACAUUGAAUUUGAUAAAGAAUAA
Blepharisma stoltei is the source of this 1430-nucleotide messenger RNA. NCBI's taxonomy places the organism in Eukaryota, Ciliophora, Heterotrichea, Heterotrichida, Blepharismidae. The record is from the annotation of a GenBank genome assembly.